This is a messenger RNA of Podarcis muralis (Common wall lizard), 2572 nucleotides long. It is a transcript of the gene FSTL1, whose product is annotated as follistatin like 1. Gene Ontology annotation, molecular function: protein binding. The record is from RefSeq and is a predicted model, not a curated record. Gene Ontology annotation, cellular component: extracellular region. Lineage: Eukaryota; Metazoa; Chordata; Lepidosauria; Squamata; Lacertidae. Gene Ontology annotation, biological process: multicellular organism development; regulation of BMP signaling pathway; cell differentiation.
CGCUGAGGGGGCGGGAUGGAGGGAAGGGAAGAAAGAAAGAAAGAGAAGGCGAGAGAGGAGGAGCCGCCUUUCCCCUCAGCAUCCGCCGAGGCAGAGAGAGCCGCGAAGGAGCGCGCAGGCAGCCUUCUUCUCCGCCAAGAGGAGCCAGCCAAGAUGUUGCAGCAGCUGUGGAGGAGCCUGGCCGUGGCCGUCCUGGCCGGGACCGUCCUGGGGCUCCGCGACGCGGAGGAAGAGCCGAUGAGCAAAUCUAAAAUCUGUGCUAAUGUGUUCUGUGGGGCUGGCCGGGAGUGUGCUGUGACAGAGAAGAGUGAGCCGACUUGUCUCUGCAUUGAGAGAUGCAAGCCUCACAAAAGGCCAGUUUGUGGCAGCAACGGCAAGACAUACCUGAACCACUGUGAGCUGCAUCGUGACGCCUGCCUCACUGGCUCCAAAAUCCAGGUGGACUAUGAUGGUCACUGCAAAGAGAAGAAGCCUGAAAACUCCGCUGCAAGUCCAGUUGUCUGUUACCAGACUGACCGAGACGAACUCCGGCGUCGUGUCAUCCAGUGGCUUGAGACUGAGAUCAUUCCUGACGGCUGGUUCUCUAAAGGCAACAACUACACUGAAAUCCUAGACAAGUACUUCAAGAAUUUCGACGAUGGAGAUUCUCGCCUGGAUUCCAGUGAGUUCCUGAAGUUUGUGGAACAAAAUGAGACCGCGGUCAACAUCACCACCUACGUGAAUCAAGAGACCAACAAGCUGCUCAGGGGACUCUGCGUAGAUGCCCUCAUUGAGCUCUCUGAUGAGAAUGCUGACUGGAAGCUUAGCUUCAAUGAAUUUCUGAAAUGCCUCAAUCCAGCCUUCAACCCACCAGAAAAAAAAUGUGCCCUGGAAGAUGAAACCUAUGAGGAUGGAGCCGAGACCCAGGUGGAGUGUAACCGUUGUGUCUGUGCCUGUGGGAACUGGGUGUGUACUGCCAUGACCUGUGAAGGCAAGAACCAAAAAGUGCCUUCUGAAGGGCAGCAGCCUGAAGAUAAGAUGACUGAAGAAGAACUGGCCAGAUAUGUUCAGGAGCUGCAAAAGCACCAGGAGACAUCUGAGAAGACCAAGCGAACGGCCACCAAAGAGAUGUAAGCGAAGCGCGCAAGUGGAAGAUGCCCGAAGCCGGUGUGUGUCGCCUGACUCACCCACCCGUCUUCCUUCAGUGCUGAUUUCAAUAUGCAAAUGUGUGUAGGACUUGUUGCCCAGUCACAGAUAUUUACAUUGUAUAGCAAUGGGAGGGGGGGGCAAAGGAAAAAAUAGGUUCUUUUAAAAUUUAAGAGAAACCCUUCUGUAUCAUGGAUGGGGUUUUUUUUUUACAAUGAGGAAAGGAACUGAACUGAGGGCAUUAGUGAGGACCACAAAUAAUUCCGGCUCUGGCACUUAGGGUGUAGCAUCCCUGACACCUGAGCUCCUAUCCUGUGUGGGAUCUUGCUGCCUCUCUUUUGAGUUUUGCUGACAGCCUAAAAGCUACUACCAUAACUGCAGGGACUUGGAAAGGAAGUGCCUAUGGCGAAGCAUAUAUUCCAUGGGAUAUUGCUAUGCCUCACGAUCUUGAUAACUGGCUUUUCUGUUUUCACACAUGAACAACUUUCAUCCCGUCUUCCCUUUCCUGUCCAUACUCUGCUCCCAAAGAGUAUCUGGCCGUUCAGACUGGUUUACUGUGCCUGUGUAAAGGGGUUCCUGGUGAACACAGACCAAAUCUCUGCCAGAAGCCAGAUAGCCCACUGCAUUGAGUUCCAAAGUGACCUCAUUUUCUUCCCCUCUCUCUUUGCAAAGGUGCUACAGUAUAUUUUCUUAUCACACUCUUACACUGAUUCUUUUUUUGAAGUAAUGACUUUUAACUGAGCUUUUUGUAUCUUUGAUUUAUAGAUAUUGUUUAUAAUUACUGAAAAAUGCUGUACUUCUGGUUAGUGCUUUGUAUUAUAGCUGCAUGUAUCAAAGAAGUCAAAUCCGUUCAGCACAAGGAGGGCCUCAGAGCAUACGGGGCCCUUCUGGAUUUGACAUUUCAGCAUCCUUUAUGGUAAAGAGCCUUGGUUCGUGCAUGAAUAGAGCUGGAUGGGGUUUUCAAAGGAGACCCUGUCUCCCACAGGGUCAAUUCUUCAAGGAAGGGGAGGGGGAGAAUUAUUCGCUUCAGGAAGAAUUGAAGACCAAUCCUGUUACAUUAAAUGGAAGGAAAUAUUAUGUCGGACAAACACGUAUAAUUUCUCCUCAUGCAAUGGAAGCAAUUUUGGAACUGCAGUCACUAAGAUGUGUAAGUUCCCGGUGCUUCUUUACUUAGGGACUGGUUCUGUGAUUUCCAAAAGGACUCUUGCACAGCUGGGGUAUCCAAGCAGGUUGCUGACCUGAGUGCUGGCACAACUUUUUCCAUGCAGUGAAAGGAAAGAACCUCCAGCAAAGGAGGGAAGGAAAACACCAAGUAAAGGAAGGAGAAUAUGCAAACCCAUCAAUACAUUGCAUUUGUUGGUGUGAUACCAGAGACUGUUCCAUGCUAUUUAGGAAUUUUGGCAAUAAAAUCAGGGGACUCAAUCUCCCCACAGUGGUAUAGUAAACA